Physella acuta is the source of this 1937-nucleotide messenger RNA. Its product is annotated as aquaporin AQPAe.a. NCBI's taxonomy places the organism in Eukaryota, Metazoa, Mollusca, Gastropoda, Physidae. Gene Ontology annotation, molecular function: water channel activity. Gene Ontology annotation, biological process: transmembrane transport; water transport. The record is from RefSeq and is a predicted model, not a curated record. Gene Ontology annotation, cellular component: plasma membrane.
AUUAGCUAACCAUGUCGUUACGUGUUGUCAAAUAACAAUUCUCAUACAGGUGAGGUAGUAGUCGAGUUUCGUAUGAAGGUAACUAUUCGAUGUCAAGGAAUUACAAUCUUCACCUAUACUCUAAGCUCUCCAACAGAACUAUGUCGUCCAUUUGUUUGUCCAACAAAGUCGAUGUCGCACCUGAUGACAGACACACACUGGACACCACCGACAUUGACAAGAGCCAGUCCAACAAUCUACCAUACGACAGACAAACGGAAUCACCCAGUCGGACCUUCACCCCCACGCCGUCCGCGGUUCGAUUCGCUGAAGGCGACGGCCCGGAUGAUUCGAGAUCCGAACACAAACGGCGCAUGUCCGUCGCGCCAAGACUGUCAGUCUUUGAGCCAUCAAACGCCGCGGAUAUCGUCAGGAUAAAGAAAACGUACGGAGCUCAGGUGAACUUAGGCUACAAGAUCCCGAAAAACUGGAACUGGAUUGGGGGGACGAAGGAGUUCACCACGGUCAACCUGUACAGGCAGCUAGCCACGGAGUUCUUCGGGACGUUUCUCUUGGUUUCCAUGGGGUGUUCGGUGUUGAACCCGUUUAAGGAGCAGGGAACUGACGCGGCCCUGGACAUGUCAUCUAUCAUGCUGAGCUGGGGCUUUAUCGUGGCCAGCCUAGUGUGGACCAUCGCCCACGUCAGCGGCUGUUUCCUUAACCCGGCGGUCACCAUCUCCAUGUUUGUCAACAAAAGGAUCCCUCUAGCCAGGUGUUUGGCGUACAUUUGUGUGCAGGUACCUGCAGCUAUUUGUGGUUCAGCAUUUCACACCUGGAUUCGGGGCAAUAAGUUAAACACCACCUGUCAAACCCUCCUGAAUCGUGAGAUGGGCGUGACCGAGUUCAAAGGUUUCAUCGUGGAGAUGUACUUGACCUUCAUCCUUCUCUUCUUCGUCUUCGCCACCACCGACAGCAACAGGCAGGACCACGGGGGGUCACACGCCCUCAUGGUGGGGGGCGUCAUCGUCCCCCUCGUCAACAUUGGCGCGGAGAUGACAGGGGCGGCCAUGAACCCAGCACGGGCCAUGGGUCCUGCCGUCAUACACGGCAACUGGGAUGCGCAUUAUAUCUACUGGUUUGGACCUAUCGUGGGCGGCGUGCUGGGAGGUCUUUUCUAUGACGUCUUGUUCUCUGAGCGUGUGGUCAGCUGGCACAGGGACACACAGAUCAACAUGACCUACGACUGACCACGGACAUGACCUACGACUGACCGCUGACAUGACCUACGACUGACCGCUGACAUGACCUACGACUGACCGCUGACAUGACCUACGACUGACCGCUGACAUGACCUACGACUGACCGCUGACAUGACCUACGACUGACCGCUGACAUGACCUACGACUGACCGCUGACAUGACCUACGACUGACCGCUGACAUGACCUACGACUGACCGCUGACAUGACCUACGACUGACCGCUGACAUGACCUACGACUGACCGCGGACAUGACCUACGACUGACCGCUGACAUGACCUACGACUGACCGCGGACAUGACCUACGACUGACCGCUGACAUGACCUACGACUGACCGCGGACAUGACCUAAGGCUUACCGUAGAGGUGACCUUCAUUAUACCCUUGAGAUGACCAUUGCCUAACUGUUGAGAUGACCUACGACUGACCAUUAACGUGACCUUCGCAUAACCAUUAUCUUGACCUUCGCAUAACCAUUGAGAUGACCUUCACCUGAGCGUUGAGAUGACCUUAAGCUUAACGGUCGAGAUGCUAUGAGCGACAAAAGCUUUUAUAAAUGAAAGCAAAUUAGUAUUAUUUUCUUAUUUUAGUGUAUUUAAAAGAUUGUUAUUAUCACGUUUUUUUUUUAAAUUAUUUAUCUUUAAUGUUCUAUAUUUAAUUUUUGUAAUUAAAAUUUCUUUAUAAUGAAAUAAAUAUCCUGU